Molecule: messenger RNA, 1769 nt
Organism: Histoplasma capsulatum G186AR
Lineage: Eukaryota; Fungi; Ascomycota; Eurotiomycetes; Onygenales; Ajellomycetaceae
Exons: 4
Coding region: 1-1590 (529 amino acids)
Biological process (GO): transmembrane transport
Cellular component (GO): membrane
Molecular function (GO): transmembrane transporter activity
Source: RefSeq, a predicted model, not a curated record
AUGAGGCCAGAACAUGCCGUUAUCCUAGGACAUAGUCUGGUUGAGAGUUCCAAAAUCGAAUUGCGGGUCCCCAUGUCGCAGCAUGUUGAUGCACCGAUCGCCGUCACCGAGCAUCAAAGGACGCGGCUUACUGAAGAGGAUCAUGUCCGCAUCAAGAGAAAGACGGACAUGGCCAUCCUCCCGGUCCUGGUGUGGAUAUACUUUUUGCAAGUUCUCGACAAGGCGGUUCUGGGCACAGGGUCGCUCUUCAAUCUCCGGGAAGACACCGGUAUGCAUGGAAACCAAUACUCGUGGGUCGGCUCGAUUUCGCCCAUCGCACAGCUGGCAUGGCAGCCCUUUUCCACAUGGCUGAUCGUGAAAGUGCCCCACCGAAUCCUGAUGCCGACGUUGACGCUUGGAUGGGGUAUUUCUCAAGCAUGUAUGGCUGGAUGCAGGGAUUUCGUCUCCCUGCUCGUGGCCCGGUUUUUCCUGGGUCUUUUCGAAGGAGGCUGUCUUCCCCUAUUCAGCGUAAUUACGAGCCAGUGGUACCGUCGUGCCGAGCAGCCUAUUCGAGUGGCUAUCUGGUAUUCAACAAACGGGGCGGCAACUAUCACCGCAUCAGUGCUGGCAUAUGUUUUGGGCCAUAUUCCGUCCGCUGUCAUGAAGCCCUGGCAAAUAACCUUUCUGUUUACCGGCCUGGUUACAAUAGCGAGUUCGCCAUGGGCAUAUUGGAGACUGGAUAACAACAUCUCAUCUGCCCGCUUCCUCACCGAGCGUGAGCGGCAGCAGGCUGCUGAACGCCUCCACUUCAAUCAAACCAGUGCAGUAUCCCGCGAAUUCAAGUGGUCACAGGUAUGGGAAGCUGUGCUGGAACCGAAAAGUUACCUGUGGAUUGCCAUGUCAGUGCUUGUCAAUAUCGGUGCAUCGGUUGCAGUCGUCUUUGGGCCGCUGGUCGUGUCCAGCUUCGGCUUUGACAAAUUUCGGACGUCCCUUUUGAAUAUUCCAUUUGGCGCUAUCCAGGCACUGGUCAUUCUCGCAAGCUGCUGGGCUGCACAGAAGGCCAAGUUGAAGUCCGUGGCCCUUGCUUCCUUCAUGAUACCCGUUAUUGUAGGAGUCGUAAUUCUUUAUGUGCUCGACAGGAAGCCCUCUGAUCGAGCACCCCUUCUGGUGUCCUAUUACCUCCUUGCGUGCCUAUUCUCAGGGAACCCACUCAUUGUUUCAUGGAUCAUUGGAAAUACGGCUGGAACAACCAAGCAAUCAGUGAAUAUGGCGCUCUAUCAAGCAGGCUCAUCAGUUGGCAAUAUUGUAGGUCCACUUCUUUUCAACGAGAAAGACGCACCGGUAUAUCACCGCGGCCUGCGUGCGGUACUCGGUGUGUUCGUUGCUUUGAUCAUGAGUAUCGGCAUCCAGGUUAUUAACUUGAUGGUGCUAAAUAAAUUGCAGAGCCAAACAAGGGUGAAUCGUGGGAAGCAAGCGACCAUAGAUGACCGGUCAAUGGCGAAUAAAUAUCACUCCGGCGGAAGUGGUAAAGACGCUGAUGGUGAGUUAGGCCAGCAGGCUUCUUUGGACUUGACGGAUCGGCAGAAUGAUGAAUUUGUGUAUAUCUAUUGAACAUUUGAAUUUCCUGGUUAAUCCAGUUUCGUGUCAUCUUAUUAUUUGCACAGACUUGUGGUCUUGCAUUGGUCGGUGAUUCGGUUGAAUUAAGAUGUUUGAUUAGCCUGUAUCGAGAAACAUAUCUUUUUGUCAAGCACAGUCAGCAAAUAGACGAAUUUCGCAACAUUCCCUGUAUG